This is a messenger RNA of Selaginella moellendorffii, 1639 nucleotides long. RefSeq lists its product as uncharacterized. The record is from RefSeq and is a predicted model, not a curated record. Lineage: Eukaryota; Viridiplantae; Streptophyta; Lycopodiopsida; Selaginellales; Selaginellaceae. The coding region runs from base 127 to 1548 and encodes 473 amino acids. The transcript is spliced from 6 exons.
CACGUUUUAAAUCCUUGAGGUGAAAGAUCACCUCUCUUUCAUAUGUGGAAACGCAAAGACUAUAAAAGCGAUGAUUUGAUUCCCUACGGGUGAAAUGGCAGGUGGAAGCUUGAUCGUGUUCCAUGGAUGGAGUAUCUCGACGCGCUACAAACCCUAGCGUCUUGCUCGUCGCCAGCGCCUGCUAGUGCCAUCGCGAGGCGUAACCUGAGGUGCGUAUCCAGCAGGGGACGACGAUCGCCGGCUUCGAUCCGGCUCCAUUUGGUGGAAUUCCAGCAAUCUCUCCAGCGAUCUCGCAUCGUAGCUGCGGUGUUCUUGUCAUCUGAGGUGCGCGCUACUGCGCGGCCAAGGCGCGGCGGCCGCAGGAAGAAGGCGGAGUCGCAGGAUGGAGAUGUGGAGCUCGAGAUUUUCAAGUUUAUGGAGCAAUCGGGAAAACCUAAUACGUUCCCGACCAAGGAAGAACUCUUCGCUGCUGGUCGUGGCGAUCUAGUGGAAGCUGCUGUUAGGAAAGGGGGCUGGCUGACAGUAGGAUGGGAUUUCCAAAGGCCAUCCUCGUCUGGGAGCGAUCUGACCCAAGAAAAAUUCGAAAUUCACGUCAAUGGUUCGAGGAAAAAGAAGGAUCGAGCUUCGAAAAAUGGAUCAAGUGAUAGUGAUGAGCAGCAUUUGAUGCGGUUGAAUGGCCAAACCAGCCAAAGUUUUCCUGCAAAGGGAAUUUUAGUCCAUGGAAGCAAUCCGGUAGAAUCAAGCUGCCCCGCAAAUGAUGGACCUUCUUACAUACGAAAUGGAAAGGGUAGGAGACAUCCCAGAAAAACAACGAGCACGCUGGCUGAAAUUGACAAAGCUACUACCGAUGGCCCAGAACUAAAUGCCGAGGCCAGCCAUGAGCGCUGGAGAAGAAAGCGCAGGAAAAAAACGACGUCCAUCGCAGCUGAUAAUAGUACCAGCGUGAAGAAUGCCUUGAGUUGGAUACACGACAUGGUUCAAAAAAGGGAGCAGUGGAUUUUGGAAUCAAGAUCGAGACCUUCGAAACAAAGGUCAUCGGAAACCCCUCCAGCUGAUAUUACUCCUGCAGAACGAGAGUCUUCGCCGCUAUCAAGGAGCGAUGACGGAAGCUCAUCCAGCAGAGUAUCGCGAAGCUCGUCUCGAAUUUUUCCAGCGGAGUUACCAGCAAGGGGUUCUUUGAAAGGAAAUUCGUUGAGACCAUUUUCGACGGUACCGUCAAGCACGACAGAAAGUCCUGAAACGUCCGACAGGUCACUCACUUCCAGCAGCCCAUCAAAAACCGGACAGGACAUACGAACUCCAGCUCCAUUGACAAGAACUUCAUCUAGAGUAUACUCAACUGGAGCUUCAGCUUUGUCCAAGAAAUCUUCAUCUUGUGCUGCAAGCUUUUCUUCUACCACAGAGACCGGCGGCUCAAAUUCUUUCAACUCUCGAUUGCAGAAGCUGGAAACAAAGCUACUUGCCACACGCGCAGCGCUAAAAUCGGGGCGCGCCACAUUGUUAAAAGGAGAAGACAAGCUUUUGCAGGUUGGUACAACGAAAAACUAGCGAAGAUCUUGCAAAAGCCGCGGACUCUUUGGAAUUCAAGGAGACGGAGAUCAUGCAAACCCGUGCGGAGCUCCGGAGAACUCGUGCUCAA